CGGAAGUGGACGUGUUUUCAAGUUAUUGGAACAGAGGAAUUUAUGCCCUCGAUUUGACUUCCCAGGCUCUGUCCCGCACUCAAUAAGCUCCAGAGAACAAGUGGUUAUAUUGAAAUGUGGAUCAUAUGUGUUUAAAGGUGCCCCAAAUCAUGAAGCAGCUACCUCCAGACACGGUACGGCUGCUGUCCAGCUCCCAGGUCAUCACCUCUGUGGUGAACGUGGUGAAAGAACUGAUGGAAAAUUCCCUGGAUGCUGGGGCUACAAGCAUUGAUGUCAAACUGGAGAACCACGGUCUGGACAGGAUAGAAGUGCGUGAUAACGGCCAUGGCAUCAAAGCCGCCGAUACGCCCGUGAUGGCUGUGAGACACUUCACGUCAAAGAUCUGUAGCCACGAGGACCUGGAGCGACUGGAGACGUACGGCUUCCGAGGAGAAGCGCUGGGCUCCAUCUGCACCGUGGCCGAGGUGGCCGUCAUCACAAAGACAGAGGAGGAUGACCUCAGCACCCAGUACACGCUUAACUUCACAGGGGAGAUUGUUUCUCAGAAGCCGUCUCACUUAGGUCAAGGUACAACUGUGAGCGUAAUGAAGCUUUUCAGGAAUCUUCCAGUGAGACGGCAGUACUAUUCCUCUACCAAGAAGUGCAAGGAGGAAGUGAAGAAAGUGCAGGACCUGCUGAUGGCUUACGCGAUUAUAAAACCUGACCUGAGGCUCACACUCGUUCACAAUAAAGUGGUGGUUUGGCAGAAGGCCAAGGUGGCCGAUCACAGAAGUGCCCUCAUUGCUACGCUGGGGCCCAGCGCCGUCGUCAACCUGCUCCCAUGCCACCAUCGCCAAGAGCAACCAGAGAUUCUCUUAGAGGGCUUUUUUCCAAAGCCUGGAGCAGAUUACUCCUCUACAAGCUGGUCCAACCCUGACAAAACAUUUAUAUUUGUCAACAACCGGCCUGUCCACCAAAAAGAUAUGAUGAAGUUGUUGCGUCAACACUACGCUGCUCAGUAUCCGGAUGACGCGGCCCGAAACCGUUAUCCCACCGUCAUGCUUAAAGUCACAGUUUCACCAUCCUCGGUCGACGUCAAUCUGACGCCAGACAAGACUCAAGUUCUUCUUCAUGACAAGGAGGCUGUGCUGACCGCAUUAGAGGCUUUCCUGGUUUCUCUGUAUGGCUACCGGCCUAGUGGUGACCCCCCAGCUGAGAAGCAGCUCGGCCCUGAGACCUCGUCGUCCAGUCCUCUGCAGACCGAUGUUUCACAACCGCACGACGACCAAAGUGUAGAGAGGGAUGACUGUCUCACCGACCACAACGUCAAAGAUGCACCUAAACGUGGUGACACAGCAACAAGCACUGGUGCUUCACUGGACCGCCAGACCUCAAACAGCAGCUCCUCGUCCUCCUUAGCAGAGGACUGGAUUGUCAACCAGAUCCCAGCCGGGCUUGAGUCGAACUUUUCUCUCUGUGAUGAGAGAUGCAACCGGACAGCAGAAACAGGCUCAGCAAACAAGUCCCCUGAGAGACUUGAGGACAGUGCCGGGUCAGGUGCCCCAGACACGAGCAAAGACCAGAUAUCGGCUGAGGACUGGAGCCGGGGGACGGCUUUGACCGACCCCGUAUCAGGAGAGCCCCUGCAGCCAGUCAAAAUUUAUCACCCCUCAAAGAACAGUCAUUCUGACUGGGAUCAGAUCACGGGUCAGAGCAGCUCGAGCAAAAAGAUGCUCAACGCUGUAACGGAGAAGCGGGCUGCUCUGACAGCCUACGACCUGAUCAACAACCGCGUCAUGAGGGCACCGCUUUCUCCCGCCGCCCUGUUCGAGAAGGAGGCCAGAGCAGAGGUCCUCAGGGAGAAACCCGCAGCCAGCCUGCAGGAUAUCAGCACCGCCGUCCACGAGAGGUGGAAAAAUCUGAGGGAGGAAGACCGUAAGAAGUACGAGGAGAAGGCAAGGAAACACCUGGAACACCACGACCAAAGGACCAAGCUGGCCUCUGUUGAAGGCCCCAGGGAGACGAGCUCGGGCACCCCGAGGGGCCUGAAACGCAAAGUCCCACAGUCCAACCAGAAGCUGCUGGACGAGCUCUUCUCUGCACAGCCCCAGAAGAAGAACAGGAGCCCUGCACCCAAGCCCUCGCUGCCCCUCCCCUGCAGCGUGCCUUCCCUUAGGCUGCAGCUUCAGCGCCUUUCAUCCCAGAGCGGCGCAGUGCCACGGGGCCUCCGUCUUGUAAACCGACUGGCCUCUCAGAGCGCCUGGGUCAUUUUAUGUGGUCAGAGGCUCAUGUUGUUAAACCCAUUUCGAGUGGAGGAAGCCUUGCUGUUUAAGAGACUUCUAGAGAAUAAUAUACUUCCAGCAGUGAGUCUGCAGAACCCUAUACAGUUAACAGAUGGAAAUCUAGGGGGAGCAGAAUAUACUGAGGCUUUGUGCAACAUGGAGAAACAAAGCCCUGAGCUCAGUGGAGCAGCCUUCUUCUCUGAUCCCAGGCUUGUGGCUAAUGGAUUUAAGAUCCGACUCACUCCAGGCCCCACGUCAGCCGAGAGACAUCUGGAAGUGACAGCAAUGGCAGACUACGUGCCUUUCCUCGGCGUGGAGGACCUCAGGGAGAUCCUGACUGCAGUUCUUCACAGGAAGGCCAAGACCGUGCAAGAGUGUCGGCCACUUAAAGUCACAAACUACCUACAAGGUGAAGCAGUUCGACUCGUCCGUCAGCUGCCUACAAAUUUAACCCGGGAAGACGUGGAGGAAACCCUGCUCAGGAUGCAGCAGCAGCUGGGUGAGAACAGCCGGACUUGCAUCCACGGACGACCUUUUCUUCAACACUUAUUGGACGUCCCUUCUACGGACCAGGAAGCUGAAGCUCUGCUGAGGCCUUUAGAGCUCUAAGAAGUGGACACCUUAAUGAAGAAAUCACAGCAGUGCAAUAUCUGUGGAACGGCUGAUUAUUCUCUAUGCAAGCUGCCUGAUUUGUUUCCUUUCUGCUCAAGCGAUGGCAGACUUUGUUACAAACAGCAUAAAAUAAAUGUAUUUUUCCCACAGUC
Messenger RNA from Scatophagus argus, 3025 nucleotides. It is a transcript of the gene pms1, whose product is annotated as PMS1 homolog 1, mismatch repair system component. Gene Ontology annotation, cellular component: MutLalpha complex. Lineage: Eukaryota; Metazoa; Chordata; Actinopteri; Scatophagidae. Gene Ontology annotation, biological process: mismatch repair. Bases 126 to 2870 code for a protein of 914 amino acids. The transcript is spliced from 13 exons. The record is from RefSeq and is a predicted model, not a curated record. Gene Ontology annotation, molecular function: mismatched DNA binding; ATP-dependent DNA damage sensor activity; ATP hydrolysis activity.